Messenger RNA from Auxenochlorella protothecoides, 714 nucleotides. RefSeq lists its product as hypothetical. The transcript is spliced from 3 exons. NCBI's taxonomy places the organism in Eukaryota, Viridiplantae, Chlorophyta, Trebouxiophyceae, Chlorellales, Chlorellaceae. The coding region runs from base 1 to 714 and encodes 237 amino acids. The record is from RefSeq and is a predicted model, not a curated record.
AUGUCAACACCUAUAAGAAAGUCUUCAUUCAAGAGAUUGCGCGAGGCGUAUGCAGAAUCCCCCACAUCCCCAUGCACCCCGCCGUGCCAGGACGCCAUCGGCGUUCCUGCCUGGGACCGGCCCCUGCCUCCGGAUGCAGACCCGAGCCAGUGCCCCGCCAUCCUCGACUCCGCCACCUCCCUCAUCCGAGCCGCCAGCCAGUCCCCCCUCAUCUUAUCAGCCCUUGGCGCUCUGAACAGGAGGGGCGCCAGCCUCAGCGAGGACAGCAGGGGCGGCACCCACACCAGCCUGGCCGUGGUGCUCGCCCUGGCUCGCCGGGCUGGGUGUGAAGCCGAGCAGCUGAAGCGGGAGGACCUGCUGCUCACCCUCCUCUGGAUCGCCGACUCCUGGAUGGAUGCGCACCGCUCCUCCGCCACCACCGCCCUGCUGGAGUACCUGGCGCCCCUGUGCCACGCGCAGCCCCAGGUGGCCUCCCGGCUGGCAGACAUCGUGCCCACCCUGGUGCGGAGCAUGGUCGGCCUGCAGGCCGUGCUGCUGCCGCGCCUGGGCUGGCGCCUGCGCCUGCACCCGGACGCCGACCUGGGACGGGCCGCGGCCGCGCUCUCGGCCGUGCGGUGCGCAAACCCCGGCGGGGGCGGGGGGCGGGUGCGGGCCAUGCCCCUCCUCGCGGCCAGGGUGCAGCACGGGGCCCCUGCCGAGCGCCAAGCGGGGUGA